Molecule: messenger RNA, 1977 nt
Organism: Poeciliopsis prolifica (blackstripe livebearer)
Lineage: Eukaryota; Metazoa; Chordata; Actinopteri; Cyprinodontiformes; Poeciliidae
Product: cyclin-Y-like protein 1
Exons: 10
Coding region: 669-1694 (341 amino acids)
Biological process (GO): regulation of cyclin-dependent protein serine/threonine kinase activity; regulation of canonical Wnt signaling pathway
Cellular component (GO): plasma membrane
Molecular function (GO): protein kinase binding; cyclin-dependent protein serine/threonine kinase activator activity
Source: RefSeq, a predicted model, not a curated record
GCCUGUGACGUAGAGGACGCGUUCUCCUGCCGAUGCGACGAGAUGAACGUUCUCUGCGUUGUCAGUCGGCGCUUGCUUCUCGCGCUCCCGGCUCCGUUCGGAGGCUUUUCCAGCUGCUGAGUCCGUGUUCUGCUGCGGGUGCGUCAGCCCCGGGACCGAGGCCGGUCCUUGCGGGCUGCAGCGGACAUGGAUUGAUCCAUUACUCCUCGGAAGGGGGGGCGGGGGAAAAGCAGCCGAGCCUGGGUCGAACCGAGCGUUUAGCCGGACAGCCAUGGAGGCAGAUAGACGAGCCUGGGACUCCGCUUUGUUCAAUCAGAUUGGGUUGUAAAUAGUUGCUAUUGGGAGAACUAGUGGCUUCAUCCAUGCAAAAACUGGGAAAAGCGUCCAGACGCCCUGAAUAUGUCAGCCGUCUGUGCAGAAACCUCAGUGGUUCCAUGCAGCCCCUUCUGCAGCUAGAGAGGAACAUUUUCACUAAUCUGAAUGUUGAAACUGAUAUAAAACCCAUCUAAAGGUGUUAUGUGUUUUUAAGUGCCCCCACUCCCCCCAUUCCUUCCUAAAAGGUCUAGAUUGAACUUUGACCCCUGGAGUGCAGCAUUGUCAACAGGAGGCCCAAGCUUUAGUUAUAUGGGAACCAGCUCUGGCUGCAGCAGGACAGCUGUAGGUCGGCAAUGGGAGGCUCCGUGUCCUGCUGCUUCUCUCCGGGAGAGAGUCCAAAACUCCACCGGAGACGCGUGGACCUGGACGAGUGUCCCAUCACCACCACAGAGGACGUGAGCGAGGACACGGGCACCUACCUGCAGCACAUCAGCGACAGGGAGCUCCCAGACGAGCUGGCCCAGGAGGCGAACCCAUCGGACCACCCCAGAGCCAGCACCCUCUUCCUCAAUAAGUCCCAGACGGAUGUGCGGGAGAAAAGGAAAAGCAACUACAUGAACCACAUGUCUCCGGGACUCCUGACGAAAAAGUACAGUUCUUGUUCAACGAUAUUCAUUGACGACAGCACAGUGAGCCAGCCAAACCUUAAGAGCACCAUCAGAUGUGUUGCUUUGGCCAUAUACUAUCACAUCAAAAACAGAGAUUCCAACCGCUCUCUGGAUAUAUUUGAUGAGAAGAAGCACCCUCUGUCGAGAGAAAAGGUUCCAGAUGAUUAUUCUGUGGUGGAUCCCGAACACAAACUCAUCUACCGCUUCAUCAGGACGCUCUUCAGCUCGGCGCAGCUCACUGCCGAGUGCGCCAUCGUUACUCUGGUGUACCUCGAAAGGCUUUUGACAUAUGCAGAGAUAGACAUUUGCCCCUCCAACUGGAAGCGCAUCGUGCUCGGCGCCAUCUUGCUCGCGUCCAAAGUCUGGGACGACCAGGCCGUCUGGAACGUCGAUUAUUGCCAGAUCCUGAAGGACAUUACAGUGGAGGACAUGAAUGAGAUGGAGCGCCACUUCUUGGAGCUGCUGCAGUUUAACAUCAACGUUCCGGCUAGUGUCUACGCCAAGUAUUACUUUGACCUGCGCUCUCUGGCCGAUGACAACAACCUCAGCUUCCCUCUGGAGCCACUCAGCAACAAGCGAGCCCAGAAACUGGAGGCCAUAUCCAGGCUGUGUGAAGACAAGUACAAGGACUUGAGCAAAUCUGCCAUGAGGAGGUCAAUGAGUGCGGAUAAUAUGAUCGGGAUCAAGAACUCUCAGGCCGUGCUUUCCUGAAUCGGUCGAUCGCCGAUCUUCCCAACUGGACGGGACUACUAAGAAACGAUUUUAGAGAAGGCAGACAUCCUCGAGGGAUGAAUUGUUCAUUUUAGAGGCUAAAUAUACAACACUAUAACAUUAUUAACCAUGUCGUUGUGUUAACUAAAAAACAAACAAACCAAAAAAAAUCUUCAGUGAUUUUCUUUUCAAAGCAUGAUGAUUUGGUGACGUAUAUUGAAGGAGAACAGCAUAAACGCUUCCUAAAGUCGCACAAGUUUCUUUGUAUCUCUCCUUUAAAAAA